CCUGCUUUCCUUCCUCCUCAACCAACACUACUCCUCGACUACUCCAACCUCCCUUCGCAAUCAUGGUCCUCCUAGCGGCCUCCAUCACCACUCGCGGUGGGAAACCCGUAAUCUCGCGUCAAUUCCGCGAGAUGUCCCGCUCUCGAGUCGAAGGCCUCCUCUCGUCUUUUCCCAAGCUCCUCUCCUCCGGCUCGCAGCACACGACCAUCGAGACUGAACAUGUCCGAUACGUCUACCAGCCGCUUGAGGAUCUCUACAUGAUCUUGAUUACCAACAAGAACUCGAACAUCCUACAAGAUAUCGACACGCUCCACCUCUUCGCUCGUGUAGUCUCAGACCUCUGCAGGGGACUCGACGAACGAGACGUCCUCCGUAACAGCUUCGAGCUCCUAGGCGCAUUCGAUGAGAUUGCCUCCUUGGGGUACAGGGAGAAUGUUAAUCUCGCCCAGGUACGCACAAUCCUGGAGAUGGAUUCGCACGAGGAGAAGAUCCAGGAGAUCAUUGAGCGCAACAAGGAAUUGGAGGCAAAGGAGGAGCUCAAGCGACGUGCAAAGCAUUUGGAGAUGCAGAGGCGCGAAGCUGCGAGGAGGGGUGGAGUUGCAGGAGGAGGAGGAGGAUUUGGAGCUUCUUCUGGUGGCAUGGGUGGAUAUGGUGGCAGCUCUGGAAGGAGUGGGUAUGACUCGCCUACAGGACAAGCGCCCGUCGUUAGAGAUACUGGGGCAGACGCCGCACCCGUACAACGCCCACUCAAGGGCAAAGGCAUGCAGCUGGGCAAGAAGUCACGCGGGGCCGAUCUCCUCGGCGCGAUGGGCGCAGAGCCAACUCCGGCGGCAGCAGUAGCAGCAGCAGCUGCCAUGCCAGCAGCCGCAGCGGCGUCUACAUCCAGUCCAUCCACAGUAGCAGCAGCUCGCCCUCGCUCCUCCGCGGCACCCGUUGCAUCUUCCUCCUCGGCUGCCUCCCUCCUCGACCUACUGCCACCCGUUUCGCAACAGGCAGUCCACGCCCUCGUCAAGGAGCGCGUCUCUCUCCAAUCAACGCGCGAUGGCUCUCUCCAAUCACUCGAGAUCAAGGGAGACCUCGAGGUACGCAUCUCAGACCCCACUCACGCCAAAGUCAAGCUUCAGCUCGCCCCCGAAGACCCUGCUUCCCCACUUGCUCAAGCAGGCCUGGGAGGAGAAGUGCAGUACAAGACUCAUCCUCACGUCGACAAAGCUCUGUGGACCUCAGCAAGGGGAAUCGCGCUCAAAGACCCGGCAAGGCCCUUCCCUCUCAACCAGAAUUUGGGCGUGCUGCGUUGGAGGCUAGCGAGCAAGGACGAAAGCCUCGUCCCCAUCUCUAUCACCACUUGGCCUUCCGCCGCAGAAGAUGGGAGCGGGGAAUGCAACGUUGCCUACGAGCUCGAGGCUCAGGGGAUCAGGAUGGAGAGAUUGAUGUUGCGCAUCCCACUGCCAGAGACCGUACAGGACGAAUCAGAGGUGACCAUCUCCGAGCCCGAUGUGGGGGAGUGUUCCUUCACUCUCGGUGAGGAUGGAAUGCCUUGCCUACUCUGGACAAUCGACUCGGUCGAUUCUUCGAGCAACACCUCUGGCUCGCUCGACUUUUCCGUCACGCAAGGGGUGGAAGGGACAGAUGACUUCUUCCCCGUACAGGCAGACUUUAUCGUCGUUGCGGGUACGAUGUCUGGGACGAGGGUGGAGAGUGUGAAGGAGGUCGAGGGAGGAGGGGAGGCACCAUGGAGUACACAAGCUUAUCUCCUCUCUGACGCGUAUCAGGUUGUGUAAGAGGGAGGGUCAUGGAAAUGCGAUGCUCUUUUUCUGUCGAAGCUACCGAUUGAGGAGGAGGGCGAGGAUGACAUUCAUGCUAGAGAACGCAGAACUGUGGUAUAUCAUUCCAUGUUUAGGCAAGAUUACGAGCAAAAAAGAAGAAGUAGCCAGUCAGACGCAGUGAGAGUGCCGGAACUGGAAGAGGUGAAAGAGAAGGAGUCGCUUUUGUCCGUCGAUGAGGACCGAUUGAGAUCUCAAGGUUGACGAUACGUCGGCUGAUGCUGUCCAUAGCUUCCAUUGGCCCCAGGCAAGGGCGGCUGACCCUGCCCCGAUAUCCUCCUCGGCAUACCUCCCCCAC
This is a messenger RNA of Jaminaea rosea, 2121 nucleotides long. RefSeq lists its product as hypothetical. Gene Ontology annotation, biological process: endoplasmic reticulum to Golgi vesicle-mediated transport; Golgi localization; retrograde vesicle-mediated transport, Golgi to endoplasmic reticulum. Gene Ontology annotation, cellular component: COPI vesicle coat; cytosol. The transcript has 2 exons. The record is from RefSeq and is a predicted model, not a curated record. The coding region runs from base 63 to 1781 and encodes 572 amino acids. NCBI's taxonomy places the organism in Eukaryota, Fungi, Basidiomycota, Exobasidiomycetes, Microstromatales.